AAGUUCGGGCAUCGCACUGAUGAUCAAAGCACUAGAGAUCGUCUUCCCCAAAUCCCACCACCACCACCACCUCCCUCCCUUCUCACAAAAAUCAUCGAUAAAACCUCCUCCAAAUCCCAUCUUUUGAUCCUUUCUGUGGCUCUGCAUUCAUCCAUGGCCUCCGAUUGAUCCUUGUUUGGGAUAAAAGCUUCUUUGGGCUAUCACGCAGGAAAGUUCAAUGGAUGAUCUACUGCAUUGGGCAUUUCCUCUUGUUUAGAUUUUGGCUCUUGAUCAUUGUUAUCAUGAAACACUUUUGAUUUGAGAUAACUUUGCUGUACAAUUGUUUCUUCGGGAAUUUAUAAGUUCAGUUUACGGGGAAGGGAGAUCAACUGAUGCAGUUAUACUUGGAUUCUUGAUCACCUGGAAAACUUGGAUUCUCUUUUCAUCCAUCAAUGGAGAGCUUGGCGCAAUUGGAAGCCCUAUGUGAAAUGCUUUACAAUUCUCUAGAUCCAGCUGAGCGAGCACAUGCUGAGAGCACUUUGAAAUGCUUUUCUGUCAAUGUCGAUUACAUAUCACAAUGCCAAUAUAUUUUGGACAAUGCUUUGACUCCUUAUGCUUUGAUGUUGGCUAGUUCUAGCUUAUUGAAGCAAGUGACGGAGCAUAAUCUCUCUUUGCAACUGCGGCUUGAUAUUAGGAACUACAUCAUCAACUAUCUUGCGACCAGAGGGCCUGAGAUGCAGACUUUUGUCACGGGAUCUCUGAUUCAACUCUUUUGUAGGAUUACCAAAUUUGGAUGGUUUGAUGAUGAUAGAUUCAAGGAGGCAGUUAAGGAGGCGACAGACUUUUUGAGUCAGGCGAGUUCUGAUCAUUAUUCCAUUGGUUUGAAGAUAUUAAAUCAGCUAGUGUCUGAAAUGAAUCAGCCAAACCAAGGAAUGCCUUUGACACACCAUCGACGUGUGGCAUGCUCAUUCAGGGAUCAGUCACUUUUCCAAAUAUUUCAGAUAUCCUUAACUUCACUACAGCAGCUUAAAAAUGACGUGAACAAGCAAGUCUCGGGCAUGUUGAAGCAAUUGACACUGUCCCUUUCAGUAAGGUGUUUAUCCUUUGACUUUGUUGGAACUUCCCUUGACGAAAGUUCUGAGGAAUUUGGUACAGUUCAGAUUCCAACCCCCUGGAGACCAGUCUUGGAAGAUCCCUCCACUCUUCAAGUCUUUUUUGAUUACUAUAAAAUUACUGAACCCCCUCUCUCCAAAGAGGCGUUGGAGUGUUUGGUACGACUUGCUUCUGUUAGACGCUCAUUGUUUGCUGAUGAGCCUGCUCGCUCACGGUUUUUAGCUCAUCUGAUGGCUGGAACCAAAGAAAUUCUUCAAUCAGGACAAGGGCUUGCUGAUCAUGAUAACUACCAUGAGUUCUGUCGCCUUCUUGGGAGAUUUAAAGUAAAUUAUCAGUUGUCAGAGCUUAUGAAUGUGGAGAUAUAUAGUGAAUGGAUACGCCUGGUUGCAGAGUUCACAGCAAAAUCAUUACAGUCAUGGCAGUGGGCCAGCAAUAGCGUGUACUACCUUCUUGGGCUUUGGUCUCGAUUGGUGACUUCUGUGCCUUAUUUGAAGGGUGACACACCAAGCCUACUAGAGGAAACUGUGCCUAAAAUCACUGAAGGGUUUAUCACCUCUAGAUUUGAUUCUGUUCAGGCUGGAAUCCAAGAUGAUCUAUCAGAAAAUUCACUGGACAAUGUUGAACUACUUCAGGAUCAAUUAGAUUGCUUUCCUUACCUUUGCCGAUUCCAGUAUGAAAGAAGCAGUCUUUACAUUAUGAAUAUAAUGGAGCCUCUUCUACAGCUGUAUCACGCGGCAUCACCCGCAACUGGAGAUGGAAAUGAACUUUCUGUUCUUGAAGGACAAAUCACGUGGAUAGUUCAUAUCAUUGCUGCCAUCCUUAAAAUCAGACAGACCGUUGGUUGUAGCACUGAAUCACAAGAAAUUAUUGACGCGGAACUGGCUGCACGAGUAUUGAGGUUGAUAAAUGUCACUGAUAGUGGAUUACAUUCACAGCGAUAUCAUCAAAUAAGCAAGCAAAGACUUGAUCGUGCCAUUAUCACAUUUUUCCAAAACUUUCGGAAGUCAUAUGUUGGUGAUCAAGCUGUCCAUUCAUCUCGGCAGCUAUAUUCAAGAUUAUCGGAACUUAUCGGUUUGCAUGAUCAUCUAGUGUUGCUUAAUGUCAUUGUUGGAAAAAUUGCAACGAACCUUAAGUGCUAUACAGAGUGCGAAGAGGUUAUCGAGCAUACUUUAUGCCUAUUUCUUGAGCUAGCAUCUGGGUAUAUGACAGGAAAACUUUUGCUCAAGCUGGAUACUGUGAAGUUCAUUAUCAGGAAUCACACUAGGGAGAACUUUCCAUUUUUGGAAGACUAUAAAUGUUCACGCAGUAGAACCACUUUUUAUUACACACUUGGCUAUUUGAUCUUCAUGGAAGACAGCCCAAUAAAGUUUAGGUCUUCUAUGGACCCACUUUUGCAGGUGAUGGCUAAGUUGGAAUCAACUCCUGAUACUGCUUUUCGCACUGAAGCUGUGAAAUAUGCUUUUAUUGGUUUGAUGAGGGAUCUUAGAGGUAUUGCAAUGGCUACAAACAGUCGUAGAACAUAUGGAGUCUUAUUUGACUGGCUGUACCCUGCACAUAUGCCACUGCUCUUGAAAGCCACCUCACAUUGGGCUGAUGUUCCAGAGGUCACGACUCCAUUAUUGAAGUUUAUGGCAGAAUUUGUUUUGAACAAAGCUCAACGCUUAAUUUUUGACUCAUCCUCCCCUAAUGGAAUUCUUUUGUUUCGAGAAGUCAGCAAAUUGAUUGUGGCUUAUGGAUCAAGGAUUCUCUCUCUUCCAAAUAGUAGUGAUAUGUAUGCUAACAAAUAUAAGGGUAUAUGGAUUUCAUUAACCAUCCUUACAAGGGCUUUAGCUGGGAAUUAUGUCAACUUUGGGGUGUUUGAACUGUAUGGUGACAGGGCCCUUUCAGAUGCCCUUGAUAUUGCCCUUAAGAUGACAUUGUCGAUUCCAUUAGCAGAUAUUCUUGCUUUUAGAAAGCUCACUAGGGCAUAUUAUGCAUUUGUGGAGGUCUUGUUCAACAAUCACAUUGCGUUUAUUUUGAAUCUGGACACAAACACCUUUAUGCAUAUUGUGGGCUCACUUGAAUCUGGUUUAAAAGGAUUGGAUUCCGGUAUAUCAUCACAGUGUGCAUCUGCAGUUGAUAAUCUAGCUGCGUUUUACUUCAACAACAUUACUGUAGGAGAGGUACCCCCAUCACCAGCUGCUUUGAAUCUUGCUCGACACAUUGCAGAAUGUCCUACAUUAUUUCCCGAGAUUCUUAAGACGCUUUUUGAGAUAGUUCUAUUUGAGGACUGCGGCAAUCAAUGGAGUCUUAGCCGGCCAAUGUUAAGCUUGAUUGUUAUAAGUGAACAGAUGUUUAAUGAUUUGAAAGCUCACAUUUUGUCAUCUCAGCCUAUGGAUCAACACCAACGACUGUCGCAAUGUUUUGACAAGCUGAUGGCUGAUGUCGCCCGAAGUUUGGACCCGAAGAACCGGGACAAGUUCACACAAAACCUCACAGUAUUUAGGCAUGAAUUUCGUGUUAAAUAGCCUGUGUCUUCUUCAUGAGUUAUCUCAGGCGUGUGUGUCAUACCCGGUGAAGUAUCUUUUGCAUCACCUGUAAAUAACCCUAAUCGAUCCUAUUUCGGUGAUUCAACUUCAACAAUCCUCCGGCCAUGGAAAACCAUUUCUGGUAUUCAAGUCUCUCUGAUACUUUCAGAAGCUGUUCUUCGUAGCCAACAAGAGUAAAGUAAAGAACAGUUCACACCAACCGGAGAUGGGGACUACCUCAGUUUUUUUAAAAAAAAAAAAUUCGAUAUUUUGCUCCUGGUAGCUGAAGGCAGUGUUCAAUUCUUUCUUACUCUGAUUGUGUUGUAUUUUUCUGGGCCUUUUACACCAGUAGGAAUUAAUAGAUUGUGUAUUUUGUGGCUUUAUACUUACCUCUCAUCAUCAUCAUCAUUAUCAAGUAUUACUUUGAAAGGUUGUGUAGGGGAUAUAUUGGAUUGUUGUCCUGUCCUGUCCUGUCCUGUCUGAAGCAAAAACCUAGGGUUUAUUUUGGAGCCCUCAUUCUUCAUUUUAUUUACAAUUCUUUUUUGAAAGGAAGGAGAAAUAUGUAAGAUAAUUUUUUUUUUGAAUUUUUUUUUUUUUUUAAGGAAAAAAGGUUGUUGAGUU
Messenger RNA from Dioscorea cayenensis subsp. rotundata (Guinea yam), 4220 nucleotides. Its product is annotated as exportin-7. Gene Ontology annotation, cellular component: nuclear pore; cytoplasm. NCBI's taxonomy places the organism in Eukaryota, Viridiplantae, Streptophyta, Magnoliopsida, Dioscoreales, Dioscoreaceae. Gene Ontology annotation, molecular function: nuclear export signal receptor activity; small GTPase binding. The coding region runs from base 432 to 3599 and encodes 1055 amino acids. The record is from RefSeq and is a predicted model, not a curated record. Gene Ontology annotation, biological process: protein export from nucleus. The transcript has 30 exons.